Xenopus laevis (African clawed frog) is the source of this 1442-nucleotide messenger RNA. It is a transcript of the gene gchfr.L, whose product is annotated as GTP cyclohydrolase I feedback regulator L homeolog. Gene Ontology annotation, molecular function: GTP cyclohydrolase binding. Lineage: Eukaryota; Metazoa; Chordata; Amphibia; Anura; Pipidae. Gene Ontology annotation, cellular component: nuclear membrane; nucleus; cytoplasm. The record is from RefSeq and is marked provisional.
GAUUCCUAGCUGUUAGCUGGCAGGUAGAGUGACAAGAAGAAGGUGAAAGUUGUGCAGAGAGCAGCCAGGAUGCCCUAUGUACUCAUCAGCACACAGAUCCGAAUGGAGACUGGGCCUACGAUUGUGGGAGAUGAAUUUUCUGAUUUGGUGUUGAUGGCACAGCUAGAGGCGGAUAAGAGGACAGUGCUGGGAAAUAAUUUUUCCGAAUACUACGUGAAUGAACCUCCGCGCGUAACACUGAACAAGUUGGAAAGACUGGGUUACCGGGUUGUGAGCAUGACAGGCGUUGGCCAGACGUUGGUGUGGUGUCUGCACAAGGAAUAAGGAUUCUCACAGGCUGACCAAGAACUGCUUACACAGAGCCAAGAGGAUUUUCAACUUGCAAAUGUCUCUAAGAUUUCAGCCAUGCUUGCCGGCAACUCCAGGACUAAAUGCAUAUGUGCAGCUUGUGGCAGACUAACUGGCAACUUUACUUUAGAGCAAUGCUGUGAUCCGAUUGUAUCAUUAUAUUCACAUAACAGUACAUAAUCUCUAUGAUUUAACUUUCUUCCAUUUAAAAAAAAGAACAUAUGACAGUGAUGUAAUAACGGUGUUAAACUAUCCCAGUGCAGUUACCCAUAGCAAUCUAAUUUAAGUUUAAAAAAAAAACUGCUAUGGGUAACUAACUAUGAUGGCAGUCACGUACAUAAACCAAAAUAAUAUUACUGUGCCAGAUAACUUUAAAAAGUAUAAAAUUGCCUCCAAGCAAAUGUCCUCUCUGCUAACUCUCCCAUUAUUAUACACACUAUUAUUAUAAUUUAAAGAAAAUGCUGUUAACCCCUUUUUCGGCUUUGAUUUAUAUAACCUCAAUGUUUUAAACGUAUUUACCGUAGCUUACAUUAUAACAAGGGAAAAGUACUUUUGUCUUCAUUGAUUUAGAUAAACACUUCCCCUUUGUUGAGCCUCAUAUAAAAAAAACUUUCAGUUCUUUCUUGCAAGUUUUCAGGUGGAUUACAUUCUUUUCCUACCUAAAACGGUUAAAUGCUCAUUGGAUGCAUAUAUGCAUAGACAACAGGUAAGGUAGACUCUGGGGUGUGAAGAUAGAGUGGCACAGAGGAAAGAUUGGCAGAAGAAAUAAAUAAUUGGGGAGAGAGAGUAUGCAGAACAAAGCUCAGUGAGUAAGCAUUGACGGAGCAGCUACAGGGAUACAAUCACGCUGAGGAGUUUGAAUAUACAAUUCUGAUCACUUGGUAGAACCCAAAGGGCAUGGCGGCCUGCAAACAGAGUUUAGGGCAUUAUGAACUGCCUGAUUAAGUCAGCAGUCUAGGCUGGAGUGUAUGUGGCAGGUCUAAUUUCUUGUUUAAAAUAAUUUUAACGAUUCUAUCGAUAUGUUCAUAUGUUAUGAAAUUGUGUUCAAAUGUUGUAUGCAUUCUAUUUUGGCAAUAUAAAUGAAUAUAGCUGCA